Messenger RNA from Monascus purpureus, 3169 nucleotides. The record is from the annotation of a GenBank genome assembly. NCBI's taxonomy places the organism in Eukaryota, Fungi, Ascomycota, Eurotiomycetes, Eurotiales, Aspergillaceae.
AUGGCUGCGGAUGAAUUUGACAGCACAGCUCAGAUGCUGGUCGUACAAUUCAUCCAUGCAGGCAUUCAGCUUGUGGGCCAAUUGUACGAAAUACACAGCCUGGACGAUGACGAUCAGCCUGUAAUGCAAUGGAAUGUAUGCGAACUGCACACCCAGUUCACCAACCUGAGUAGCUGCCUGACAGGCGGCUGUCCAAGGGAGAUUGGACCACUAUCUCAGCAGGCCCAGGCGCUGGAUGACCUCCGUGCUGCCAGCCAUGGCAUCCUCAGGACUUUAUCAACUCGCCUGGAGCUGAUUCAGAGCUUUGGGCCCGGUUCACUCCUCCAUGUCGGGGAUCUGAAGCAGCUUUGGCCCCUAGAAGAUGCUAUGGGACUGGAAGAACGAAUUAUUUGGCUGAAAUCGGAACUGGAGGUGGCCAUCUCGUCGGUGCAGAGGUAUGUCUUUUUCUCCUUCACAUGCGGUUGGCCAUUCACCAAGAAUGACUCCUCUAGUUUAAACAGUCUAGUCACUGCCCGUGAGGCUCUCCGCUCCUUGGACAUUACCAGAGACAGAAGAGCACCAAAUGAGCCCACGUUGCUGGAUCAGAGACGAGAGCGGAGCGAGAGACCAGCUGAGCCCGGUAUUGUGAAACUCUUUGGUGAAGACCCUACUGAGGUACAGAAUAAAAUGGCGUAUGAGGAGGUUGAGAAAGUAUAUACGAAAGAUACCCUGUUCACAGACCACGAGAUGAUUAUUCAAGACUUCCUGCUGGAAAGUCUAAAGUUCCCGUCAAUGACCGAUCGAGAGAACAGUGUUACCACCGCUCAUAGUACGACUUUUGACUGGAUAUUUGCCCCUUCCAGUAAACCGAGCGCCCCCUUUCAAGGGUGGCGGUCAGAGAACUCUCUUGCCAACUGGCUGCGGAAUGGCGAGCAUCAAGAGCGUAUAUAUUGGAUUAGCGGCAAGGCAGGAUCAGGGAAAUCCACCCUGAUGCAAUUUGUAAUGCAGCACGCUGAAACCGUGAACCUGCUUCGCUCAUGGGCGGGGAAUAAACAGCUCAUCACCGCCGGCUUUUAUUUUUGGAUAAGUGGUACCCUGGAGCAGAGAUCCCAGACAGGUCUGAUGCGCUAUCUCCUAUAUCAAUUAUUGAGUGAACAGAAGCAUCUCAUCCCGGUUGUCUUCCCGGCGAGAUGGAAACACCUUCGGUCUCUAAGUACACGAGAACGUGUCAAGGCCUCCAUUUCGUGGGAUCUUCUCGAGCUGACGGGUGCCAUGGAAUCCUUCAUGCAUUAUACGGGCAACAGCGGCAGGAUUUGUUUAUUCAUUGAUGGGCUAGACGAAUUCGCCGGCGACCAUCAGCAAAUCGUGGCAUUUUUAAAAAAUUGCGUUACAUCAUUUCCUCACGUCAAAAUCUGUCUAUCAAGUCGACCACUUCCUGCUUUUUGGGAAACUUUGGGAAAUAACCCUAGGCUUGAACUCCACCAACUGACCCAAAGGGACAUGCUUCACUUCGCCGAGGAUCGUUUAUACGGGAACCCCUCGAUCAACCAACUUUUCUCCAAGGACAAGGACGCAGCAUCGCAGCUCAUUUUGGACAUUGUCGAGAGGGCAGACGGCGUCUUCCUCUGGGUGAUGCUGGUGGUUCAGUCUCUACUGCGCCGUGAGAAGUAUGAAGACGUUUUGCAAAUGCAUGAAUACUUGCGUGAACAUCCCACUAACAUAGACAAUCUCUUCGCAUAUUUCAUUUUUGACACUGUGUCGAAAGAUCAAACCUUUAUCAUCUCACGGCUAUUCCAGAUUAUCCAGGCCAGAGAAGAGGCAUGUUACGUCACCCAGUGGCAAAGUGCAGCAUCAAUGAGCCUCUGGGAAUUCGCGCUCGCCGAUCAGUUGGAGGAGAGCAUGCCCUGCAUUCCUACUGAUGUGCAACAGGCAAGCGAGUUGGACAUCACUCGUAUAUGUGAGGUGACUAGGGCCCUCCUAUCCGGGGAGUGUGCAGGGUUGAUAAUAACACACUCCUCGUUCUCUUCACCGAGAAUGCUUCAGCGAGAUACACCAUCACAUGGAAAACAACUGGCACAUAGCAAGGUCUCUUAUGUCCAUCGGACUGUGAAGGAUUUUCUCUCACUUCCUCAUGUUCGGUCCCGACUCUUAGAGCCUAUGCUAGGAUCGACAUUCGAGCCCCAUUCAUCGCUUCUCACAUCUAUCAUUCUUCAAUUCAAGCGGCCACUGGAUGAAUUCCAACCGCACCGACAGAUAGACGAUUGGUGGCCAAGCAUUCUCCUCGCCUUCACUCAUGCACGACUAUCUAUGAAUUGCUGGCAGUCACAGCUGGUACUAAUCCCUGAGCUGGACCGGGCACUUUGUCAGCAUUGGGCGUUCCGGAGGUCCAUCAAGUUCGAUCACUGGGCACGAAGCCUUUUCUCAUCUUAUGAGAAACGAAAAAACCUCGUUUUUCGUGAUCCAUUUCUCUCACUCUCUGCCAAGUUUGGGCUAGCAGUUUUAGUGCGCGAACGCAUCCUGGAGGAUAAUAGCAGGCCACAUGGCAGUGAUGUUGGUGACGAGAUACCGCUUCUCAGUCAUUGCAUUGAAUUACUUGCCAGUCGACGGCAGACGGUAUACCCUUUAUCCAGUCCAGAAAUAAUCAAUGAUGUUCUCGCAAGCGGGGCCGAUCCCAACCAGCCGUACAAGGAUCUGAACGGGAAGAACCAGACACCAUGGCUAGUUGUCCUGGAUUAUCUGCGAGAGGCAGAUCGCCGCCAGUGGAUCCGGUACUAUGACACCAGUGAGGAUGGCACCUUUCGUCUGGCGGCGAUUGUAUCUUUGUUCAUACAGUAUGGGGCCGAUCCCAAUGCCUUGCUUCUCCAGACCAGGUUCGAUCCCUCAGCUUCUGCCCUAGAAAUCAUCACCGCCAUCUACCGAAAAUACGCCGUCCCGGAGUUCGGCCGACUUCGAAAGGUGUUGAUCGAAAGGGGGGCCUAUGAGCGAGAGGGACACGACAUUUUUUAUCAAGUAUAUGGUAGGUAGCGUGGUUCUAAGCAUGGAAAGGCACUUACCAUCUCGGCUUCUCUUCGCCCAGCAUUACUAUUUCUGGGAGGCCAGAUUUCCUUAUCUUAUUUUAUCUUAUCUUCUGUUAUCUACCCGCCUGUCCCUGCUAAGCCUUAACUUGAAAUAGAUCUCAUCAGUUGCUAAC